Messenger RNA from Stylophora pistillata, 986 nucleotides. Its product is annotated as uromodulin-like. NCBI's taxonomy places the organism in Eukaryota, Metazoa, Cnidaria, Anthozoa, Scleractinia, Pocilloporidae. Gene Ontology annotation, molecular function: heparin binding; calcium ion binding. The record is from RefSeq and is a predicted model, not a curated record.
UUAAACUAGUAAAAUGUAUUACAAACAGUUACCUCUAUGUAAAGUAAUUCACUAAAAGUAAUCGACAGUUUCCACUGACUAGAGCGUUAUCACAUCGCUUGGAUAGAAACCAAGAAAAGGACGAGCCAGUAGUAAUGACGAUGCGGUACUGCACUUUAGUUACACUGUUAUACUUGUGGAGAGUUUUCGCGCAACAAUGCGAGGUGGGUCAACAAGCCAUCUUCGGUAUGAUGCUUCAAAGACACACGUUCACAACUAUGAAAGCAUCGAUUGCCGUUAAAUGUAAUCAGGCAUGCCACAAUGAUUUCCGAUGUCACAGCUUCAACUACGUCAUUUCAAAGGAACUGUGUGAACUGAACAAUCGGACAAAGGAGGCCAGACCAGAGAACUUUGUGCCAAAUUCUGAAAGAUAUUAUGUCAAGAGUAUUAAGAAAAGAGUUAUUCCAGGUACUAUUCCUGAAUUUCCAGCGGAAACAUGCAAGGAGAUAAAAGCCAGUGAAGAUGGAAAAGCGACCAGUGGAGAAUACUGGUUUGAUUCCGUUAUAAAGGGAGAAACAGUUCUUAUUCCUUGUGAUAUGGAAACAGAAGAUGCUGACGAAUGUAAAGCUACCAUUCGUGUUUGUGACGAGAAUGCCGACUGUCAAAACACACCAGGAUCUUAUCGUUGUUCUUGCAAAACUGGUUUUUCUGGAGAUGGACAAACUUGCAAAGAUAUCGAUGAAUGCGCCAGCGGUGUACACGGCUGCCACGUUUCAGCUUCAUGUACAAACACCGUAGGAUCCUUUAGUUGUUCCUGUAACCUUCCUUACGUAGGAAACGGAAGAUCUUGCAGUAAUCUUCCAUCAGAAUGCCAAAACUAUCAAAGUUUGACGGAGGGAGACAGAAGAAUAACAUCCGGUAAUGAAAUCACGAUUUGUGACAAAGGGCUUAAUGGCUGGUAUCGUUUUGAAGGGGCAGCAGGUACAAAAAUGCCUACUUCAUCCUAA